GUUUUAACCAAAAUAAAAAAAAGGGUGCAGAGAAUAAAUAACUCCCAACACUUCUGUGACUAAAUACUCGUGAACCCAGUGAAUAAUUCGAGUGUGUCAGUAUUAGAAUGUCAAUGCAAAUGAGAUGAGAAUUUCUUCGUUUUCCCCCGAAUUCAUCCCGAUGAAUUUCUCAGUAAUGGGAGAAUCCAGCGAUAAAUAAAUAAUUAUAAAUCUCUGAAUUUCUGCUUCGAGAAAAGGCGAUUUGCAAUUGACGUGAUAAGUAGGCGGUAUGCUUUGAUAACAUACCGUUUUAAUUCUGUGGAAUGAAUGAGGAAGAGUUGUUGAAACGAUCCGCUGCCGAGCGGGACAGAAUUUUCAGUAAUUACGAUCGUGGAAGAGAGCCUGGCGCACAGAUUGACUCAUGGGAAGAUCCUGGAUAUGAGGUUUAUCACACAACUGACAGAUAUGGAUUCAUUCACGACAAACGAUUACCACGUAAACACGAGUCGAAUGAAAUUAAAAUGCACCACAUCGAGAUGGAGAGAGUCAAGAAGUGGGAGAAAAUGACAAAACACUGGGACAGUCCAGCGACUAAAGAGAAAUUGAGGAGGAGAAUUUACAAGGGUAUUCCUGAUCGAUUCAGGGGUCAGGUGUGGGCUCUGCUCCUUGGCAUUCAGACACUGAAGCAAGAUCAGCCAGGGAAGUACGAUGAGAUGCUCAAUCUUGCCAGACAAUGGUCAACUGAGAUUCGACAGAUCGAUGCUGACGUUGCAAGACAAUACAGAGAUCAUAUUGACUAUAGGGAAAGAUAUAGCAUUAAACAGAGGUCCAUGUUCUACGUAUUGGCAGCCUACAGCAUGUACAAUAUGGAAGUAGGUUAUUGCCAAGGAAUGUCUGUACUGGCAGGUCUUCUGCUACUCUACAUGGAUGAGGAGGAUGCAUUCUGGGGACUCUCUGUACUCCUCGCAGAUAAGAAGUACUGCAUGCAUGGUUUUUACAUCGAUGGAUUCCCGAAAUUAAAUCGUUUUAUCGAGCAUCAUGACAAGAUAAUGACGAAAUUCCUUCCGAAAUUGAAGCGAAAACUUGACAAGUGUGGCUGUGACUCGAUCCUGUACGCACUCAAGUGGUUUUUCGUUGUUUUCCAAGAGAGAACACCGGUGAGUCUGGGCCUGAGAAUUUGGGAUGUAUUCCUGCUGGACGGGGACCGUAUUUUAUCCGCAAUGGCAUACACAAUAAUGAAAUUGCACAAGCGUUAUCUGCUACCGCUGGAGGGGCUCGAUGAAUUUUGCAAUUAUCUUCAGAUCAAAUUGGAGAAGGAUUUUCGGUACGAUGAUGAUACAGUGAUUAGUGCUAUGGAGAGGAAUCAGGAGGAGUUGAAACGUGCUAAACUGGAUUAUCCUGGGGGACCAUUGCCUCUGGAAUUGCCACGAUUUCCAUUUGGAACAUUUAAAGAGCCAUCAUUUACGAGUAAAGUUGGACGAAGAGCUGAGGAAUUUUCAGAGGCACAAUUGGUCCUUCGAGAGUCCGUUUCACAGCGAAGGGAGCAGGCAGUGACUGAAGAGACUCGCAAUAGUCCAAUUCCAGCUGAUCCUCCAAGUGGCAGUGACUUGGGAGGGAGUAAAUUCUCUUUUGAUCCGAGCAUUGAUGACGGUACGUCCCCCCAUGGCUCUCGUCGAUCCCUGGCUGACACAUCUGUCACUUCAACAGCUGAUUUAUCAGUCUUCAGUUCGGCAACGAGAUCACAAGCCCUCGACAACAGUUUGGAUACUCAGAGCAACAUAUCUGUCGGAUCAUCUGGCAGUGGUGGACUUCCUACCCCUCGUGCUACACCUCAUCAACCCUCUCCAGAUGUUGUCAGAAUUUAUGUACCUUAUUCACCGCUAUCACCAAAUUCCUUCAAGGAGGACCUGCAGAGAACCCUUCCACGCUCGCUUGAGACGAAUAAGAUAAGAAUUAAAAUUGAUCCCGAUGAAACUCCAAUUGUUGAAAAUCUCAAACCAUUUUCUCUUGAUAGUCCAGACGUUGAACUCGAUCUUAAAUAAUUUUUUCAUUUUGUUGAGAAGAGAUCGUAAUGCGAAUGGACAAUUUUGGAGGGACAAUCUCCAGAUGAUUUCACUGUUGUUUGAUGAUAACACUCUGACUCCACUCGGUGUUUAUAGAAAACCAUGUGGGAAUUUUAAUGAAAGAGCGAUCACAAAUGGUGAAUUCAUGAAUCAGCAAUUCUUCGAAAUACUCUGAAGAGGCUGAUUUAUCUAGUUUUAAUGUCACGAGUCAAAUUCUCCGUCUUCGUUGUCAGCGUUUUCAUGAAAAUUAUGAAAAUUUUCUUGAACGUGUUUAUUUAAAUAAUUAAUCCUCGCAGAAAUCACGGGUGUUUUCUUAGUAUUUCUGUAUUCAUUUGUAGCACUCGUCAAAUUUUUCUCUCACAUCUCCGACACAGAGGCGAUGGAAAAAUCAAUUAAUUAUCUUACGUGACACCUGUGUAAUUCUCACAGAAAAAAAAAUGACAAAUACUCUUCGGUUCUAUCGCAGAACAACACAAAACGACAAGUUUAUUUAUUGAUAAUAAUUCGAUAGUUGAAUGAAAUAAGGAGAUAGAGUGUGAAUAAUUAUUUUUAAUGUUUCAUUGAUUAGUGUUAGCAAUAAAUUAUGGAGGUUUCAGAUAUGGGAAUUUUUCAGAGUUGAUUUAGAGAGAAACUUUCUCCUCAUUUUACUUGAUUAUUGAAUUAUAGAGAAAAUGACACUCAUUAAUUUUAUUUUUUUAUUGAGUAUUAUGAGACAAAAGAUUGUAAAAUAAUAAUCAUGCCUAUGGAAAUUGUUCAAUAAUUGUAAAGAUUAGAUCUUGAAAUACUUUCUCGUGAAUUGCAGUUAUUCACAAAUAUAGGAUGUGUUUAAAUGGCAGUAUUUCGAUGACGAAAAUAUGAAGUUGUUUAAAAACAAUGGAGAAUUGAAUAAUACGAAAAUUAAGAGUAACGCGGUAAUAAUUAGAGAUAGAGCUCGAUAUAAAUGUCGAUAAAAAUGGUGUAAUAAAGUUCUAAGAUAAUUAUUCGUGAAAAUCGUAGAACGUAAGAAUGAGCUAUGAAAUUAUUCUUUUUUUUUCACCAUUACGAUAAUAAUUUCGAGUAAAAUUCUGUUUAGUUUAUUUUUUUUUAGUGAAUUUUUCAUUCUAAGACAAU
Messenger RNA from Fopius arisanus, 3152 nucleotides. It is a transcript of the gene RN-tre, whose product is annotated as USP6 N-terminal-like protein. Bases 303 to 2021 code for a protein of 572 amino acids. The record is from RefSeq and is a predicted model, not a curated record. Lineage: Eukaryota; Metazoa; Arthropoda; Insecta; Hymenoptera; Braconidae. The transcript is spliced from 4 exons.